Messenger RNA from Ceutorhynchus assimilis (cabbage seed weevil), 3708 nucleotides. Lineage: Eukaryota; Metazoa; Arthropoda; Insecta; Coleoptera; Curculionidae. The record is from the annotation of a GenBank genome assembly.
AUGGACGAACAAGUAUGGGCUCGUGACCAUACAGAAGGAUUUGUCCUGGGUCGUAUCACGGAAAUCACCAACGAUGGAGCUGAAGUCGUUCCAGUGGAUCCCAAGUAUUCCAGAAGGGUUUUGUCCUUUAGCGAUAUUUUUAGGGCCAAUGUUGAGAGAGAUAGGGAAUACGAUGAUAAUUGUGAAAUGAUGUUUCUCAAUGAAGGUUCCUUGCUACACAACAUUCGUACAAGAUAUUACAAAAACAAAAUUUAUUCCUAUGUUGCCAAUAUUCUCAUAGCAGUCAACCCCUACAAAGAUAUUCCAGAACUUUAUUCUAGCAAAACGAUCCGAACCUAUCAAGGCAAAUCUUUGGGAGAAAUGCCUCCUCACGUUUUCGCCAUAGCUGACAAGGGCUUCAGGGACAUGAAAGUUUUCAAACAGUCUCAAUCUAUUAUUGUUUCCGGCGAAUCUGGAGCAGGAAAGACUGAAUCCACCAAGCACCUGCUGAAAUUCCUAUGCGAAGGCGGAGCAGCUGGGCCCAUAGAACAAAAAAUUUUAGAUGCAAAUCCUGUUUUGGAGGCCUUCGGCAAUGCUAAAACUACUAGAAAUAAUAACAGUUCGAGAUUUGGAAAAUUCAUUGAAGUGCAUUUUGAUAAGAAAUUCCAAGUAGCCGGAGGCUUCAUUUCCCAUUAUUUGUUGGAAAAAAGUCGUAUUUGUUCUCCUUUGGGAGAAGAAAGGAGCUAUCACAUAUUUUACAUGCUUAUGGCUGGAGCUCCCGAAGGAUUAAGACAAAAACUAUUCCUCACUAAACCUGAUGAUUAUAAUUACCUCAAACACGGUUGUACAAGAUAUUUUACAAAACCUGCCACAGAUAAAGCCCUUAGUGCAGCUCAAAAGAGUGCAGCCCAAGUCAAACAGGGUUCUCUAAGAGAUAUUCUUAUUGAUGACAUUGAAGAUUUUAAAGAACUAGAUCUUGCUCUUGCUCGGCUAGGCAUGUCUGAUAUUGAAAGAACACAAAUUUAUACUACUGUAGCUGCUGUUUUACAUUUGGGUAAUAUAGAAUUUGAAGAUAACCCUGAAGAUACUCGAGGAGGUUGUAGGGUAGCACGUAGCGGCGAAAAGUCUUUGGUAAUUGCCUCAAAAUUACUAGAAAUUGACCCAGAAGAACUAAGACAAGCUUUAGUUUCUAGAGUUAUGCAAAGCGCCAGGGGCGGCUUUAAAGGGACAGUAAUAAUGGUUCCUCUAAAAAUCCAUGAAGCUAACAAUGCAAGAGAUGCCCUUGCCAAAGCCAUCUACAGCAAUCUAUUUGAUUUUAUUGUUAGUCGCAUAAAUCAAAGUAUUCCUUUCCAAGCUUCUAGUUAUUAUAUAGGUGUAUUGGAUAUUGCUGGAUUUGAAUUUUUCACAGUCAAUAGUUUUGAGCAAUUUUGCAUAAACUACUGCAACGAAAAAUUGCAGCAAUUUUUCAACGAGCGCAUAUUAAAAUUCGAACAAGAAUUGUAUAAGCGCGAGGGCCUUAGCGUGCCGGAAAUUACAUUCACGGACAAUCAAGAUUGUAUCGAUGUGAUAGAAGCUAAAAACCAAGGAAUUUUAACGUUGUUGGACGAAGAAUCUAAAUUGCCCAAACCGUCUUAUGCGCAUUUCACUGAGGAAGUGCAUAAAAUCUGGGGGAAAAAUUAUAGAUUAGGCUUGCCAAGAUCCUCAAAACUCAAAGCCCACCGCAGCAUUCGGGACGAUGAAGGUUUCCUUGUUAGACAUUUUGCUGGAGCUGUUUGUUAUCAAACGAAACAAUUUAUCGACAAAAACAAUGACGCUCUCCACGCCUCACUCGAAGGCAUUAUCCAGGACAGCAAAAAUAAACUCAUCCAAACUUUAUUUGCAACUUCGAUGGCCCAAAAAGGCAAACUGACGUUUAUUAGUGUAGGGAAUAAAUUUAAAACGCAGCUCCAAGAACUCAUGGAAAAAUUAAGAAAUAAUGGAACUAAUUUUAUUCGUUGUAUUAAACCUAAUAAUAAAAUGGUAGAUCAGCAGUUUGAUGGCAGUUUGAGCUUAAUGCAGCUUACUUGUUCAGGUAUGGCUUCUGUACUAGAACUCAUGGAACACGGUUUUCCUAGCAGAACACCCUUUGCCGAUCUACACUCUAUGUACAAAGAUUAUUUGCCUAAAGAACUCAAACAACUAGCACCCAAAACUUUCUGUGAAGCAAUGUUGCACAGUCUAAAACUCCAAGAGAAAGAUUUCAAGUUUGGCAUAACCAGAGUAUUUUUCCGCCCUGGCAAGUUUGCGGAAUUUGAUAAAAUCAUGCGAUCAGAUCCCGAAAAUCUAAAGUCCAUCGUUGCCAAUGUUAAAAAAUGGUUGGUCAAAUCUCGAUGGAUAAAGGCUCAAUUCUGUGCCUUGACUGUUAUAAAAAUGAAAAACAAAAUCAUCUACAGACGCAAGGCUUUGAUAACAAUGCAAAAGCAUGUCAGAGGUUAUUUGGUUAAAAAGAAGUAUGGAGCAAGGAUAAAAGCUGUUAAAAAUAUUCGUGCCCUUGAUGCCAAGUUGAAGCGGUUAGAAUCUAUUGCUCAGCAGCUAAAAAAGGAUAAAGAUGUUACCUCUAAUGGCAUUAAUCAGUUGAAAUCGGAACUUAAUUCAGCUAUAGAUAGAAUUAAAAAAGAUGACAAGAUGGAUAAUAAGACUGUUGAAAACCUAUACAACGGAUUAGUAUUGAAGAUUAAUCAAAAUAUGGCAGGAUUAGAAAAGAAAGUACAAGAGCAAAAGAUUAGGGAAGAACAAGAAAGAUUGCGUAAAAUCCAAGAAGAAAUGGACAAGGAGAAACGUAAGAAAGAAGAGGAAGAACGAAGGGUAAUGGAAGAUAACGAGAACAGGAAAAAGAAGGCUGAAAUUGAGGCCAAAAGAAAGUUGGAAGAAGAAACAAGGAUUAAACAGGAGGAAGCAGACAGGAAAAUUGCAUUGGAACUGCAAACUCAACAAGCAAAGAUGGAGCAAGAAGAACGCCUGUUCCAAGAGCAAAUGGAACAGGAAAGGCAAGAUCGAGAGCUGGCUCUUAGAUUGGCGCAAGAGAGUAACGGCCAAAUUGAAGAGAGUCCUAUGUUGGUUAGAAAUGGAAUCAACGGAGUGGACUCUCAACGAUCUUCGUUUAUACUUAACAGAUCGGAAGCUGUCAGAUCGCAACAAGCCCAAGCAAAAGGAAAAUACGACUUGUCCAAGUGGAAGUAUUCAGAGCUUCGUGAUACAAUCAACACUUCAUGCGAUAUUGAACUUUUAGAGGCUUGUAGGCAUGAAUUCCAUCGCAGGUUGAAGGUAUAUCAUGCCUGGAAAGCAAAGAACAAGAAGAGGACUGUUAUGGAUGAGAAUGAAAGGGCACCAAGAUCGGUAUUGGAAUCUGCGCAAAAGACACCAAGGUUGCCGCAAAAAGCAAUUCUAGAUAACAACUCGCAGCGCUACUUCAGAAUUCCGUUCCAAAGGCCUGGAGGGGACGCCAACAAACGGGGUUGGUGGUAUGCCCAUUUCGAUGGGCAAUAUGUCGCCAGGCAAAUGGAAUUGCACCCGGAUAAGCAACCUAUAUUGCUUGUAGCUGGAAAAGAUGAUAUGCAGAUGUGCGAGUUAUCCUUAGAGGAGACUGGAUUAACUCGUAAACGAGGCGCGGAAAUUCUGGAAAACGAAUUCAACAAGGAGUGGGAGAAAAACGGCGGAAAAAUCUAUGUCAGACCUGCAGACAGGAAAUAG